AUGUGGAAGUUACAUGUUGCAUCUUCCAUUGGCAUUAUUUUCUGCAAAGUACCUCACACCAUCAACUUCAACCUUACCCAUGUCUGUCUCAACAGUGCAAUGAAGAUCUACACCAAAUGCAAUGAGCUCACAGCCACAGCAAACUCCAUCAUUGAAAUCAUUGAUUGGCAAGUCCAUGGAACAAAGGACUUGGCUGACAAGCUGAGGUUUGCGGCUUGGAAGGAGGCUGUCAGAAGGGUAGUGGAAGUAGUGGAUUCCAUGCACAAAAUUAUGAGGAUGACACAUGAGAUCCCACUCACUGUCAUUGUGGCCAAAAGGUUCUGCAAAUGGCAUGAGAGGGUUGGACAGGAGAAUGAGGCUCUCCCAUUUCUGAAGUGGAGACUAAUCAUGCACCCAGACAAGGCCACCUUUGAUGACCAUCCAUGGCUGCAGAUGGUUGAAAGCUUCAAGAUGUCUGCCUUCCCACCUGCUGCAGAACCAUCAUUGGAAAUGCUACUGAAGGCUGUGAGUUGUAAAGGGAAAGAAAAGGCAUCAGAUGCUGAAGUGAAGGUGAUGAUUGGAGAUGACAAUGGGGAGGAUGAACUGGUGGAUGAGGAUGCAGAGAUGGGAGGGGAUACCAUUUGCUAUGAUGGACAGGCCCAUGUGCCCAUUUAUAUGAUGGAUGGGCCCAUGUUGGGCACCAAUAUUUAUGGGGAUUACUGUGAGAAAAUGGCCCAGAUGGACCAGGAGGAUGGUUUCAUGAGUUGGGGUAGAAGAGGGAGCCUUGAUGGUCCCAAUUCAUUGUUUGGCACUGUUUACCAUGUGAUAUACCAUAAAGCCAAGAUCAGUUUUUUGAGCCACUUCAACAUUGGGAAAAAUCAGCAUGGAAAAACUUGCAAUGCAGAAGCUGCUGAGAGAUGUGCAGAAGUGACUGAGCUGUCCAUUCUGGUGACUGACUCAAACACCAUCCACAUAUGGUAUUUGCUGGAUGCUCUCAGCCCAAAAAGAAGGGCCAACAUAUGGAACUGCCUUCAUCUUCUGAGGGAACCACUGCAGGAGAGCAUAAAGGCUUCCCCACAGGCAUGGCAGAUGGACAAGUCAUAUUUCUGCAAUAAUGCUGAGUUGAGAGGUGCCAUGAACCUGUCACCCACAUGGUUUCAACAGGGUCAUUGGCCCCAAAAUGGCUUCCUGGAAGCCUCAUGGCUGCUCAAAUCCGGGAUGGAAAACAUGUCUACAAGGGAAUGGGUUGACCAAAUGUCCAACAACAAUGCCCUGUUAUCUGCAAUCCUGCAUGUCAUCCAUCUGCAAAUGUAUGCAGAUGGCAGGGAAGCAUUGAUCUGCCUUGGCAAACAGGUGGAACAGUGGGUGGAUUUGGAUAUGAGCUCCAUACUGCCAAUAUGGAGCUCCACAUAUGGCCACAUGUCUGUGAUGCUGCACUACAACCCAGGGAUGAUCAUUGCAUUUUCAGGUUCAGCAUUGGAGCAUGGGGUGGGAGCUGUAGAUGGUGACAGAGCAUGCCUGGCAUACUACAUGCAUGCCAAUACCAGUUGCAACUGGAGAACUGUUGAUUUGAAGCUGCAAAAUUUAAUGUUAGAUUUAGAUAUGCUGGCUCUUGAACUUCAGAUAGGUGGUGUUGCCAAGAUUUUGCAAAUGAGUGGGUGCUUUGACAUCAUAGAUUGGGUGGGUACUCAGAGCUAA
Molecule: messenger RNA, 1677 nt
Organism: Pisolithus orientalis
Lineage: Eukaryota; Fungi; Basidiomycota; Agaricomycetes; Boletales; Pisolithaceae
Exons: 15
Coding region: 1-1677 (558 amino acids)
Source: RefSeq, a predicted model, not a curated record